Leptonychotes weddellii (Weddell seal) is the source of this 2025-nucleotide messenger RNA. NCBI's taxonomy places the organism in Eukaryota, Metazoa, Chordata, Mammalia, Carnivora, Phocidae. The record is from RefSeq and is a predicted model, not a curated record.
CCAAUGUCAGAGUAGCCUUCUUAAAACGCCACUCCACUUUGCAUAUGGAACUGUUCUCAUUCCAAAAUCUUUAGUUAGGGGUUUUCGGAGUCAGACCCCUGUCCAUCACAUUAGCCUUAUGUUCCUCCAUUAGCUUACACGGAAAGGAACACCUUAAUAAGUUGUUUGAAUGUAUUAUUUGGGUUAUUACCUGUUUCCUUUUAUUCAUUGUCCAUAUUAACUGGAGUGCCAUCCUUUUGUACUGCAGAGCUUUAGUGCACGUCCCACCUCAGCAAAAAUAAUGGAUAAAGUUUUCUGAAUGCUUGUGUUCUGUGAGGCAUUGUGCUAGGUGCUUUUGUGAUCUAUGUCAUUCAGCUCUGUCGGUCAUCCUGUAACACAGGAACUGUUAACUACCAAUAACGUGAAUUUGGAUAAUUUGUCUGCGGUCACAGAGCUGGGAAGUGGCAAGGACAGGUCUCCAGUAACUCCAGAGCCCAGGUUCUCAGUGAUCACACUCCGCUGUCUUGUACCUGUGCCACGACGAUCAAGCUAAUACUGGAGGACCAGAUAUGUUUCAGGCACAAGUAAAAGGGCUUUACAAUUAUUAGCUCAUUUAAUUCUUGUAAAAUUCUAAUAAAGUAGUUACUGUUAGGAUCUUCGAUCUAUACAUGAGGACAUUGAGAUCUUGGGAAGUUAAACAGCUUACCUACAGUCUCAUAUCUAGUAAGUGAGAGACCCAGAUUUAGAACUGGACGAACUUCUUUGGGAAUUCAUGCUUUAAGCCUUUUCAGUACACUGUUAGCAUAAAUCAUACAACAACAAAAGAAAAAGUUGGUUUUUAUUCAUUCAUUUCCAACAGCUGUUUGGGUGUUUACUGAGUGGUAGAUAAGGACUUGGAUAUAAAGAAAUGAAAAACAUUAAACCCUUCUUUGAGCUCAGAGAGCUUUGGUUGUGGUACCCCUGUCUAUACCUGAUCCCCAUGGGCAGGGUAUGGUCCAGUUAGUUUUGUGAUCUCAGUACCUUGCACAAUGUCAGUAUUUAAUUUUUUGAUGAUGUUAUGAUAAUUCCGUGGUUUUUCUGUUACCUUCUGCUAAGUGACCUUUGCUCUGACUUAGGCUUGUGUUUUUUAGGGAGUACUUAAAUUUUUUCCCCCAGCUGACUUGUGGCCAGGGAUCCUUUCCCUUUGAUCUUUCAUCUUUCAUCUGAGUCCUGCUCUUGCUUAAAUCUAGUGGGUUUUAUUCCAAUAUAUGCUAUAGAUAACUCUCCUCUAGAGAGAGGUGCUAUUGACCAUUUUUGUGUCUCCUUUUUUUUAUUCUUUUUCCUCAGUACUGUAUUGGCAAUCGCUGGAGAAGAUUUUUCGAUUGUUGCUUCUGACACUCGAUUGAGUGAAGGGUAUUCAGUUCACACCCGGGAUAGCCCCAAGUGUUACAAAUUAACAGACCAAACAGUCAUUGGAUGCAGCGGUUUUCAUGGAGACUGUCUAACCCUGACAAAGAUUAUUGAAGCAAGACUAAAGAUGUAUAAGCAUUCUAAUAACAAAACCAUGACUACCGGGGCGAUUGCUGCAAUGCUGUCUACAAUCCUCUAUUCAAGACGCUUCUUUCCCUACUACGUUUACAACAUCAUCGGGGGACUGGAUGAAGAAGGGAAGGGAGCUGUGUAUAGCUUUGACCCGGUAGGGUCCUACCAGAGAGACUCUUUCAAGGCCGGAGGCUCAGCAAGUGCCAUGCUCCAGCCCCUGCUUGACAACCAGGUUGGUUUUAAGAACAUGCAGAACGUGGAGCAUGUCCCACUGUCUUUGGACAGAGCCAUGCGGCUUGUGAAAGAUGUCUUCGUUUCUGCGGCUGAGAGGGAUGUAUACACUGGGGAUGCACUCAGAAUCUGCAUUGUGACCAAGGAGGGCAUCAGGGAGGAGACUGUUCCCCUGAGGAAGGAUUGAUUUGUGUGCUGUUAUCAUUAAUCACUUCAGAAUUGGUUAAUUUUGUAUCUUGGAACUAUUUGACUAAUGUGUUUUAUUAAAAAAUAAAGGCUGAAGUAAUCAUUUGU